AUAUCUCUGCUUGUGCUUACUACACUCUCCUUCUGGCGGCGCCUAUUUUCAAUCUCUCUGAGGCAUUUCAUCGAACAUGUCAGCGAAGUGGCGCGCCCUGCAACACCGCCACCGCUACACCUACAGCGCCGUCGUCUUCCCCCCUUCCUUCCUCCACUCCCUCCACCACCUCCUCCCUCACUCCCCCUCCUUCCACACCACCCUCCUCCACUUCACCUCCCUCACCUCCACCUACGCCCAGCUCCACCACGCCAAGGUACUCGCCUCCUCCUUCUCCGACCUCCUCCUCCGCUCCCAACCCGAAUCCGAUCCCGCCGUCCGCAUUGCCUCCGAACUCUACUUGGAGCUCCUCUUCCUCGAAAACUCCUCCCCCUUGCACCGGACCCUUCUCUCCCCUCUCGCAAAGGUUCGAACAUUCGGUUCCGCCCUUGCUGGAUCGUUCAGGAAGCUUUGUGAGGAUUAUGGCUGCGGAAAAGGGAAGCGGUUCUCUGUGUCGCGCGCCGCGUUGUCGGUUCUGGGUAUGCCUAAGUUGGGGUGCCUGCUCGAUGUGGUCGAGGGUUGUGCUGUUUUGGUGGCUUGGAAUGUCGUUCGCGGCUUGAACGGCAUCGUUUCAGAGGCCGACGAGCUGGCUCGCCCUUCCCCUAUUGCCAUGGAGCAGUGCCAGGAGGCUCUGUCUUGCUUGUAUUACUUGCUGCAGAAGUUUCCUUCCAAGUUCAGGGAAUUGGGUGGCUCUGAGGGUGAGAAUGGUGUGGUUUCAGAAUCAGAAGUGGAAGGUUAUUCGAGUGUUAUGGAGGGGAUUGUGACUGUUGUUUUGAGAUUGUUGAAUUCCUCUGCAUUCUCCAGGGAUUGCUUUGUGGCUGCUGGGGUUGCUCUCUGUGCUGCUCUUCAAUUGUGUGUUAGUCCACAAGAGCUUGGCUUGGUUUUGAUUCAAGGUAUUUUUAACUUAAAGGUCUUAAAUACGGGCGGUGUUGAUUGUUGUGAGAGUGAAUUUAGGACUGCCAUUGAGAAAAUUCCUUGUAAAGGGGAUGUGUAUUUAGGAUUAUGUAGUCUUUCUGUGCUCAGCAGGAUUUGUCUCAUAAGGGGGAUUCUUACUGCAGUUUCUAGAAACUUGCUUAACACUCAUUUUACUGCUUUAAAUGGCUAUGACGUUGGAGAGGACGGGGGAAGGUGUGUUAAGACUAUAUUGUAUGAUGGAAUUUUGCCUGAGCUGUGCAAACACUGUGAGAGCCCUGUUGAUAGCCAUUUCAAUUUUCAUGCAUUGACUGUGAUGCAAAUUUGUUUGCAGCAGAUAAAGACAUCGAUAUUAUCAAAUAUUACUGAUCUGUCAGGAAACUAUGAUCCUAUUCCUGAGGAGAUGGGGAUGCGAAUACUCAGGAUUAUUUGGAAUAACUUGGAGGAUCCUUUGAGUCAAACGGUGAAACAAGUUCAUCUCAUUUUUGAUCUUUUCUUGGACAUUCAAUCAUCCCUCCGUUGGUCGGAGGGUGGUGACAAAAUAAACAAAUUUUUGCAGAAGAUUGGAUUGGAUCUUCUUUCACUAGGGUCACGAUGUAAAGGAAGAUAUGUUCCUUUAUCAUUACUAACCAAGAGGUUGGGAGCAAAGAAAAUGUUGGAUAUGAGGCCGGAUUUGCUAUUUGAGACAAUAGAGGCAUAUGUUGAUGAUGAUGUUUGCUGCGCUGUUACAUUAUUUCUCAAGUGUUUUCUUGAGUAUUUGCGUGAUGAGUACUGGGAAACUGAUGGCAUUGAAGGUGGGUAUGCUCUCUACAGAGGACUUUGUCUUCCCCCAGUUCUAUAUGGGCUAGCUUCUGGUUUCUCAAAACUUCGCACCAAUUUAAAUACUUAUACUUUGCCAGUUUUACUGGAAGUGGAUGUGGAUAGUAUAUUUCCUAUGCUUUCUUUCAUCUCUGUUGGGCCAAUUGGGGAUGAAAAUGGACUGCAAUAUCCGGAGGUUGUUUGUGCAAACUUGGAAUUGAGUCUGGAACAGAGAAUUGCAAUUCUAGUUUCAUUGCUCAAGGUAUCUCGGUCACUUGCUUUGGUUGAAGGGGACAUUGAUUGGUAUGAAAAUCCUUUUGCAAAUGAAAAAGAGCCUGGACUGGGAACAGAAAGCCAUGCUCUUGUGUGCAUAAAGGGAAUAAAUGUUAAGGUCCAUGUUCAGUGGCUAGUAAAUGCAUUGACCCACGUGGAUGAGUCACUACGUGUGGAUGCUGCCGAGUCUCUUUUCUCAAACCCCAAGACAGCUAGUCUGCCUUCUCAUUUAGAGCUUACUCUAAUGAAGGAAGCUGUGCCUUUGAAUAUGAGGUGUUGCUCCACAGCUUUUCAGAUGAAGUGGAGCAGCUUGUUUCGUAAGUUCUUCUCCAGGGUUCGAACCGCCCUGGAGAGACAAUUCAAGCAAGGUAGCUGGAACCCUCUUGGGCACAAUGAAGGUAAUGAAUUGCAUCAUUCAAAACGGAAUGGGGAAUUGCCAGUUGAAAGAGCUGAUCAUCUUUUUUGCUUUAUGAGGUGGUUGAGUGGCUUCUUAUUUUUCUCAUGCUAUCCUUCUGCUCCUUAUAAGAGAAAAAUAAUGGCGAUGGAUCUCAUCUUGAUUAUGAUAAAUGUUUGGCCUAUUAAGUCAUCAGUUAGCGAGGAAUUUAACAGUUCUUUGUUGGGGAAUCAUCUCUAUCCUUACAGCAAGGGAAUGACUUCAUCUGAUUCAACUCUAUUGUUAGUUGGAUCAAUUGUUGAUAGUUGGGACAGGUUGAGAGAAAGUUCAUCUCAUAUUUUACUCCAUUAUCCAACCCCACUACCUGGAAUUUCAACUGAAGAGAUGCUGAAAAAAGUAAUUGUUUGGGCUAUGAAAUUAGUUUACAGUCCACGUGUAAGAGAAAGUGAUGCCGGAGCUCUAACUUUACGGCUUAUAUUUAGAAAGUAUGUGUUGGAGCAAGGUUGGUUGAUUGAAGAUUCAUUCAAUGUUGUCCAUUUAAACUCGAAGUCUGAAUUGGUAAACGAGAAUAAUCAGUCAAGCAAAUUCAGGAAUCCUGUGAUCCUGUAUUUGAAAUCAAUGAUUGAUUGGUUGGAUGCUGGUGUAAAAUAUGGGGAACAAGAUCUUUCUAAGGCAUGCAAGAACAGCUUUGUCCAUGGUGUAUUACUAGCUUUACGUUAUACUUUUGAGGAACUGGACUGGAAUGCUGAUGUCAUAUCAUCUAUCAUUCCAGAGAUGAGAUACUUGUUGGAAAGACUUUUAGAGCUUGUGGUUCGGAUAACUUCAUUGGCACUAUGGGUGGUUUCUGCAGAUGCUUGGUGUCUGCCUGAAGACAUGGAUGAGAUGGUUGAUGAUGAUAUUCUUUUGUCUGAUAUUCCAGACAAUGAUAUACCUUCAUCUGAAAACGAGAACAGUAAUUCAAAGCCUUCUUGUGAUGCCAGAUCAUCGGAACAGGUUGUCAUGGUUGGUUGCUGGCUGGCUAUGAAAGAGGUUAGCCUUCUUUUGGGGACUAUCAUAAGAAAGGUACCAUUGCCAAGUAAUGCACAUUCGGAUUUAGCUGAGCUAGAGGGACCUUCUGUUGAUGCUGCAGGCUUUUCAUCUGAUCCUGUGCUUGGUUUAGAACAACUUCAAACAAUUGGAAAUCACUUUUUAGAAGUCCUCUUGAAGAUGAAGCAUAAUGGUGCAAUUGAUAAGACGAGGGCUGGGUUCACAGCACUUUGCAAUCGUUUACUUUGCUCCAGUGACCCAAGACUUCAUAGAUUGACAGAAUCCUGGAUGGAACAACUUAUGCAAAGAACUAUUGCCAAAGGACAAGUAGUGGAUAACUUGUUGAGAAGAAGUGCUGGAAUACCUGCUGCAUUUACUGCUUUGUUUCUCUCAGAGCCAGAGGGCACACCAAAGAAGCUCCUCCCUCGGGCAUUAAGGUGGCUUAUUGAUGUAGGUAAUGGGUCUAUGAUGAAUCAGAUUGAAAGUGAUAGCUUGAAUGGUGACCCAUGCAAGUCAAAUGGUUCAAUGGAAGGAAAUAGUUCUACACAGGAAGCUGAAAGACAUGUGAAACAGAUGUUGUCAAAGAUCAGAGAUGAGGGAGUCAUUCCUACUGUACAUGCAUUUAAUGUGCUAAGAGCUGCAUUCAAUGACUCUAACUUGGCUACUGAUACAUCUGGUUUCUCUGCUGAGGCUUUGAUUUUGUCCAUUCGCUCUUUCUCUUCACCAUACUGGGAGAUCAGAAAUAGUGCUUGUCUGGCUUAUACUGCUUUGGUUCGUCGCAUGGUUGGUUUCCUCAAUGUUCAUAAGCGAGAAUCAGCACGACGAGCUCUAUCCGGGCUUGAGUUUUUUCACAGGUAUCCAUCACUGCAUUCAUUUCUGUUCAAAGAGCUGGAAGUUGCAACAGAGUUUCUGGGUCCUGCGUCUUCAGGAGAUUUAGAAUCUGUCCGGGGAAAUAAUUUGCAUCCAAGCUUGUACCCAAUUCUGAUUCUUUUAUCUAGGCUUAAGCCUUCAUCAGUUGCUGGGGAGACAGGAGAUGAGCUCGACCCUUUCCUUCUCAUGCCGUGGAUUAGGAAGUGCUCAACCCAAAGUAAUUUGCGAGUUCGUAUUCUUGCAUCUAGAGCUCUAACAAGUCUGGUAUCAAAUGAGAAGUUGUCAUCAGUCCUUCUCAAUAUCGCAUCUGAGUUGCCCUGUGUGGAAAACCUAGUCAAAUCAUCUACUUCUCCAAUCAUUGUGUGUUCAACUCAUAGUUCCUACAGGAUUUCCUUCAACUUGAUUCAUGGAAUUCUCUUGCAGUUGAGUUCUCUGCUAGAGGCAAAUUGUAGAAAUCUUUCUGAUAAUUCAAAGAAAGAUCAUAUCGUCGGUGACUUGAUCCAAAUUCUUAUACCUCGUUCAUGGAUUGCAAGACCUACUCAUUGUCCGUGCCCUAUUGUCAAUGAAACAUUCUUAAGAGUUCUGGAUCAAAUGCUCAAUAUUGCAAGAACAUGCCAGAGUACAAAAAAUUUCUUUUCCAUUCGCAACCUGCUUUUGGAGUUGUCAAUAGAAUGCUUAGAUUUAGAAUCUUAUGGCCUGUUAUAUUAUGACCCAACCAUUGCUGAACUUCGUGAACAAGCAGCCAUUUCCUAUUUUGGUUGUUUGUUUCAAGCAUCUACAGAUGAGGUUGAGGCAAUCCAUUUGCCACCUAGACAUUCUCUUCCCAGUUCAAAAUCAUUGCCUGAACAUGAAAUGGAGAAUGCAUCCACUGGUCUUUUGGAUAGGUUGGUUCGCUGCUUGUCAGAUUCAUCAUAUGAAGUUAGACUCGCAACACUGAAGUGGCUGCUGAAGUUCCUGAAAACAGCUGAAUCUGGUAGUAAGCUCUGUGAUCUUUCGAUUAAUGAAAUCCGGGUUGUUCAGCUCUGGGCUAAAACUAACCUUCAUGGAACCUUGGUGAAGAUUUUGGCAUCAGAGAAGAACCACAAAUGUAUGAAUUACAUUCUGAGGGUCCUUGUAGCCUGGAAUUUGCUACAGUUUGAGAAAGCUAGUCAUGGCAAUUGCAUUGGCACAAAUUAUGUUGGUGAAAUGGACUUUGACUCUGUGUUGCAAUUUUGGAAUGAAUUAGUUUUCUUGUACAAGCAAACAAGACAUGCAAAGACCCGAGAAACUCUUGUUCACUGUCUCGGAGUAUGUGCUAAGAGAAUUAUGUUAUUUGCAACUUCUUUUCUAUACAAUGAAGGAGUGGGGUUUACGGUAUGUGGUGAAACUAAUCAGGAGGAGAUGUUUGGUUUGUUGUUUGAUUGCAUUGUUUUUUUCUGCAACAUGAUUAAACAAAAUAGUUCAUCAUCUGAACUGGCAAGUAUGCGCGGGGCAGCAGCUGGAUCCUUGGUAGCAUCUGGUUUGCUUGAGCAGGUUGGGCUACUCGGCUCUUUUGUUUCUAGUGACCAUAUUCCCUCAGGCAAUUCAUCUAGUCUUGCAAAAAAGGAAGCUGUGAAUUCAUAUGCUCAUCAUGUCCUUGAUGCAUGGUUCACAUGCAUCAAGCUUUUGGAAGAUGAAGAUGACUCAGUUAGAUUGAGGCUUUCCUCAGACGUUCAAAAGUGUUUUACUUCAGAAAGAACGAGAAGCAACCUUCCUCCUGGAUUGGUUCCAAUUCAAGUAGAUAGAGUGAUAAGAUUCUGUUUUGACCAUCUCUCUUCUACUUUUGGUCACUGGAUUGAUUACUUCAGUUUCCUCUGUCAAUGUGUAUUACAUGCUGAAAGCUAUGUAGCAUCCCAAAGAGAUCUCUUGAGGCGAGUUUUUGACAAGGAGAUUGACAACUUCUAUGAAGAGAAGCUUUUGAUCAGCCAAAUUUGUUGCUCCAAUAUGGAGAAGCUGCCUAUUUUAAAGUCCUGGGCUGACAGAGAGGACUUCAUGAGCUUUUUACAUGGAUGGAGAAAUAGAUUUUCCCAGCAUUUGGUGUCAUAUGCUGAAAAUCAUAUUGGGAAACAGGAAGGGAAUGAUUGGAUAGGAGGCAUAGGCAACCAUAAAGAUGCAUUUUUACCCGUGUAUACAAAUUUACUCGGUUUCUAUGCCAUUUCGAACUGCAUUUUCGUUGUUUCUGGCAAUAAUGAUGCUAAACUUCUAUCUGAUGCAGUUGUGCUUGGAACAGCCAUCAAUCCAUUUCUUAGAAACCCUUUGAUCUCUAACCUAUUUAUGUUAGUCCUAAAAUCACAUGAGAAAAUGACCGGCGGUGUUGCUGACAGCUUGUUCCCUGAGAUGAUUAAUUCUUCUACCUGGGAUAGUUUUAGUCCUUAUUUUCUUCUUGGCUAGGAUUUGUAUACUAGUUGUGGUUUCACAUGAUAAUUAUGCAGAGCAGUUGUAUCGAUGUAGUAGUACUGUAUUAUUUGUUAUGAAUUAUUACUUGGCACUGAUCAAACCUUGGAGGUCAUGGAUUGAUUAAUUGAUAAAUUUUUUUACCCUCAAUGAAAUUAUGGGUGAAAACUAUUUUCAAUGGCUGUUUCAUACCA
This is a messenger RNA of Lotus japonicus, 6918 nucleotides long. RefSeq lists its product as uncharacterized. The transcript has 4 exons. Lineage: Eukaryota; Viridiplantae; Streptophyta; Magnoliopsida; Fabales; Fabaceae. Gene Ontology annotation, biological process: tRNA methylation. Gene Ontology annotation, cellular component: cytosol. Bases 77 to 6721 code for a protein of 2214 amino acids. The record is from RefSeq and is a predicted model, not a curated record.